Molecule: messenger RNA, 1203 nt
Organism: Suillus subaureus
Lineage: Eukaryota; Fungi; Basidiomycota; Agaricomycetes; Boletales; Suillaceae
Product: RAI1 like PD-XK nuclease-domain-containing protein
Exons: 8
Coding region: 1-1203 (400 amino acids)
Biological process (GO): nuclear-transcribed mRNA catabolic process; NAD-cap decapping
Cellular component (GO): cytosol; nucleus
Molecular function (GO): mRNA 5'-diphosphatase activity
Source: RefSeq, a predicted model, not a curated record
AUGGGCAUGAAUCAGCAUCCUGAGCUUGUGCUUGACGCUGACAUUCAGGUGCUGGCCUCACAUCCACCCGCGUUUCAGCGCCCUAGUCAACUUCUCACGUUUUCCUAUUCACCCUCUCGCGUUCUACAAUUUGAUGACUCUGCAUUGCGCUAUUUCGUCAAUCCUCCGCAUGGCGCAGAUCUCAAUUAUGGUUACGAGAAUUGGACACGGCGCCCGGAAGAACGUGGACGCAUUGAUGGUUUAUUGAGCGCGUGGUCACGGUUCAAGAAAAGUCUCAAUGGGCAAAAUCCCGAGAUUGGGGUGAUAAGCUGGAGAGGGGUUAUCACCAAAAUAUUGACGGCACCUUACGAAGAGCGAGAUAUUUGGGAGCUCAAUGUGAUGUGUGUCGAUGGUACUAUGUACUUCGAGGAGCAUCUAUCAGAUGCAAAACUAAAGGAAAAGAGCGAUCUGGAACCUCGGCAUCGACUUCAGUCUUACUAUGGAUAUUCAUUUGAAUCGUAUUGCACAUCAUCAACUCCAGACGAACAUGAACAUGAUGCCUCUGGUUCCCCCUCUGGUACAUCGGGCGCUGUUGGUUGGGGUGGCGAUGUUGAUACCAAUGUUCAGUGGUGCAGUGUUGUGAAAACCAAGUUGGGUGAUACACGGAUCAUCAUUGGCGGAGAAGUAGACUGCGUUCGAGGAAAAUAUGCAGGAAAUACUGAUAACUUCGUGGAACUCAAAACUUCACUAUCAAUACGUGGCCCACAAGACGAAGCCAAGUUUGAAAAGAAGCUUUUGAAAUUCUAUUUCCAGUCGUUUCUGCUAGGAGUUCCGGAGGUCUUUGUUGGAUUUAGGAAGCCAUCAGGAUAUUUGACGACUACGCAAGUCUUUCGGACUGUACAGAUACCUCGCCUGGUUCGAGGAAAGCCUGGCGCCUGGGAUCCCAAUGUUUGUUUAUCGUGGGGAGAUUGUUUUCUAUCUUUCCUCAGGAACACCAUCAGAAGAGGCUCAAAGAGUAAUGUCUGGCGUAUCAAAUUCACGCCAAAGACAGGGGUCUCUGCUGUUUUGCUAGAUGAUGUGGACGUCAAGGACAUCGAAGGAGAGGGAAGAUCGCAAAUGAAUGGCGCUGUCGCGUACGACUCAGAAGUUAGAACCCAAACAAGAAGUGAAGGAGCGUCGUCCAAGGUAGGAACUGUUGUAGUGCCUUCUGGAUGGAAGAUAUGA